Messenger RNA from Cajanus cajan (pigeon pea), 751 nucleotides. The record is from RefSeq and is a predicted model, not a curated record. NCBI's taxonomy places the organism in Eukaryota, Viridiplantae, Streptophyta, Magnoliopsida, Fabales, Fabaceae.
UUUCUAAUCUACAAUCCUAUUCAUAGAUAACAUGGCUGCUUCAUCACCAUCGUUAAAGUUUGCAGUGCGUAGGUCCCAACCUGAGUUGGUGGCUCCUGCUAUACCCACUCCUAAUGAACUUAAACCACUAUCUGACCUAGAUGAUAUAUACAUCCUACGUGUCCAGGUCCCGGUGAUUCAAGUUUAUCGUAACGAACCAUUAAUGGCUGGGAAAGACCCGGUUGAAGUGAUUCGAAAGGCACUGGCAAAAACACUUGUCUUCUAUUACCCAUUUGCGGGUAGGCUUAGGCAGGGUCCUGGCGACAAAUUGAUGGUAGAUUGUACUGGUGAGGGCGUCUUGUUCACUGAGGCUGAUGCAGACGUAACACUUGAUCAGUUUGGUGACGCUGUCCACCCUCCAUUCCCAUGCUUUGAAGAACUACUGUACGAGGUUCCAGGCUCUCGAGAAAUUACAAAUUCUCCCCUUCGAUUAUCUAGAAGAAAAAUGAGAAAACAUGGGGUAGAUCUUCAGGGGGAUAAAAAGAUAAUUCUCCAUGCCUCAACUAAGAUUGAGAGGUUUUCUCUACAUCAUAUAGGGAUGUUAAAGAAAGAAGACAAGUGGAUUUUCAAGGGUGAUGUUCCACUCACACCUAAACCAGCGACUGAUGAUGAUGGUGUUCUAUCUCAUGAUGAGGAACAACCACCUCAAGUGGAACAAGAACCGGAACAAAAAUCAGAACUAGAGCCUAAGGCAUUUUCUCUGUUUGAGUAA